AUGUACAGGUCUCCCACUUCUCAAGAUACCCAUCAUGACCACCUUCGCGACCUUCUUGACCAGCGCUCUGCACGCGCGGACAUCCAGGGUCGCUUUUCCAGUGCUGAUUCGGAGUACACAGAUACACCCUCCGUCUACAGUCGCACCAAUUUCUCCCCUCGGGUACUAGACCAUGGCGGCCAGGAUCUGUAUCGCGACCAAUGCGAUGGCCCAGAGCCAAUCUCGCCGUAUUUGUCCCGGUCUAAAGGCGCACAUAAUCGGGUCCAAGGCCAACCCACUAGCAUGCUCGGUCUCGUCGAAGAUAGUCGCUUUUCAUCCGCUCUAUCGGGGAAAAAUGAUGACGAACAACCUUAUGCUGGUGAAGAGGACGAAGUCGAAACAGAUACUCGAAUGAGCUAUCUUGGGCCGAAGAUGCGCUUUCAUUCCCGCGCGCCUUGGGAGAUGGAAGGAGACACGCUCGAAGAAGAGGACGAUCUGGACCAGCCUUCCCGCCAUUUCCAACAGGGCCAUUUGUUUGGUCGCUCCUCUGGGUCCAAGUUUGACUCUUCCCGUUCCUCUAGUCCGAGGCCAAGUUUCAAUAGCCGUCCUAGCGGUGAAUCCUUAUAUUCCCAGAUUCCACCCAAACGAUCGUUUGAAACUAUUAACUCCCAAAUGUCAUACCCUAGAGGCGCAUUGUACGCGUUAGCCCAGGAAAGUCUGUCGACUAAUUCUCUUACUCGACCUGCUCUUCCAACAAAGGAAAAUAAAGACACAGUCCGUAACAAAUUCUCCUUUGGAAGGCUCAAACCGGAUCCUCCUGCAGUCUCCUUGCCCCAAUCCCCGAUCCGUGGUCGAUUUCCUACAUCUCCCGGAGCUCAUGAACAACCAUCUUUCAAAUUUGAAUCACACACUCGUUCCAAUAACACAUAUUAUGCCAACAAGAGUUUUGCUAACUCUACUCAAGAAUCAAUGCAUCCAUACGCCAAUCCCGAUCUCGUUGUAUCAUAUGCUGAUGACGAUACAGAAAAUUUUACCUCCCAAAGUGUACAACAUCCUAGAAACGAUUCUAGUAUCACCAUUAUGGAAUCUUCGUCGACUGAUUCCAUGAUCAAGUCUAGUUCACGCGCAACCUUGACUCCCGACACAUCAGUCAAUUCAAUAAGUUCGAAGCAUCGCGCUUCUUCUAUUCUGACGAAAACUAUCUCCUCUCCUGUACCUGUUUUAGGUUCAUCUCAACGAGUUGAUUCGGUGGUGUCUGACACAAACAGUAUCUUUUCCCUACAACCAUCUGUAAAUAACCUUCCAGGUUGGACAGAGCGUAAUACUCCGCCCACGUUCUCCCUUAUCUCUCUGGAGGAAGCCAGAGCACAGCGCACGCGAAGUUCUACUGUCACUGUACCGACAAAAGUCUCAUCUUUGACUGGCGUGGUAGAAUCUUCGACGUCAUUCCCAUAUGGAGAUAUAGAAAGUGCGACUAACGAUUCCACCCCAUUAUCCCGGACACGAGCUCGUUCUAUAAGUGCUGGUGCUAAAGCCAAGAAUGCAAUCCAGGGUUCUUCCAAGCCACAGCGACGUGAUUCAGCGUCUUCCAGCGCCCAUCAGAUCCCCGCUGCAGCAACCGGUACGCCAGGAACUAAAGGUUUGAAACAUAAGAAAAGUGGCUUUAUGCGUCUCUUCAACGGUGGAAAGUCCCUUGAAAAAGAAGAGCAGAACAGUCCUCCACCUGUGCCAUCGUUACCUGAAACCGUUGUUCCUCCCCAGCUUGUCCAGAGGACCCCAAAAAAUGUUCUUCAUCGCAUUCCAGUACCUAGCCUUCCACCAACUUCGACUGCUUUUGAAAACUCUUUUUCGGAGCCAAGUGAGAGGGAUUCAUUGAAGCUGAAUCUUAGCCCCAAGCGCACCCCCCCUCCUUCCCUCUCUAUUAAUACAAUCUCUCAAGGGGUCACCUCUAGGUCGUCAACCUCUGAUCUUCUUCCAUUCCAACGGCCGUUUUUAAACGAACAACCCCAGAGUGCACCAGCCCAUGUUUCUGAGUUCCCAGCAUUGAGAUUACGUCCUGUUUCAACUUUAUUCAGUGACCACUUCAAAGACCAUAUCGUCACUGGGGAUUCGAGGUCGUCUGACGAAACAACGGAUUUGGACACGCCUAGAUCUCCGAGCCCCGGUGGCUUGAUGUCGCCUGUAACGCCUGCCUCUGCUUUGAAUAGCAAUAACGAUAAAAAUCAAGCGUCUUUGCUCUCUUCUGAAGAAGAUUCAAAGCUGAGGGCCCUUCAGGAGGAAUUUGAUUCAUCGAAACAGGCGUGGCAACGUCAUAUCUGGGAGUUGGAGGGACAAGUCCGCGAUUUGAAAUUGGAGCUAGCAGAGAGCAAGACAAAAAAUACUGGGGAAUAUUGUCAUUCUUGUGGAAGAGGCGUCAGAAAGGAGUUUGUCACCCCUACUUCCACGGCAGGCAGUAUUCUCAAUAGACCCAGAGCACGUACGGGGGUAUCCUCUCGAUUCGGCAAUGCAUUACCUUGA
Psilocybe cubensis is the source of this 2496-nucleotide messenger RNA. RefSeq lists its product as uncharacterized. NCBI's taxonomy places the organism in Eukaryota, Fungi, Basidiomycota, Agaricomycetes, Agaricales, Agrocybaceae. The transcript has 2 exons. The record is from RefSeq and is a predicted model, not a curated record. The coding region runs from base 1 to 2496 and encodes 831 amino acids.